Molecule: messenger RNA, 2791 nt
Organism: Chenopodium quinoa (quinoa)
Lineage: Eukaryota; Viridiplantae; Streptophyta; Magnoliopsida; Caryophyllales; Amaranthaceae
Exons: 3
Coding region: 1069-1980 (303 amino acids)
Molecular function (GO): zinc ion binding
Source: RefSeq, a predicted model, not a curated record
AAAAAUUUGUGAAUUUUCUUUUGAUCAUAUUAUUGGAAAAUUUGACUUUUGUUACCUCACAAACACAUUAAUUUCACUUUUGCUACCUCGGAAAAUUUUUAUUUUAUUUUGCUACCUAACAGUUACACUUUUUUUAAGUUUUGCUACCUUUUAACGGUUCUGUUACUGUAGACGUUAAAUGGACCCCACUCACCUAACUAACCUCCCUUUUCUCUCUUCUCUCUCCACGAAACUACCCCCUGCCUCCCAUUUACUCUCUUUCUCACUCUAAUCUCACUCCAUUGAAUUCUUUCAACUCCUCAAAUUUACUCCAUUGAAGCUUUUUUUUUUUCACUCGAUUCUUUCUCUCUCAUCUGUCAGCAAGGUCACUUUUUUAUUGAAAUCUUAUCUUCAUUUUGGAGGUUGAGCAAGCUUGCGUGGAGGGAUUUAACUGGAACAGCAAAGCAGGGGAGGACGUCUAGGUGGAUCGAUUCGUCAUCACCAUUGUUGGAAGAUUCUUCUGACUAGGCUUGACUAUAAGGUACGCAACUCCUAUCCUCAAAAUGUGGUCCAAAAAUGGUGGUAAUUGUGCAUUUACUUUUGUAAAUGGAGGUUUAAUUGGGGAAUCUGCAGUAAACCCUAGAAUUAUGCGAUUUUGAUUAAAUUAGGAUAAAUUAUGCUGUUUGACCUAAUUAAUUGAUUAAUUUAAUUGCUGCAUGUCUGUUUUGUAAAGUAAUUGUCUUACUUUAUGUCUUGCUUGAAUAGUGUAUACAUUGCUGUCAUUAGUUGUUGAUUAGUGUAUUUGUUUAUUGGUAAUGUGCUGUAGAUUUAACACAUGGCAACUGAGGUUGAUUUUGUUGGUGAUCUAGUUGGUAUUAAGCUUAGAAUAUUUGGGGGUUUUGUGUAUAAAACAAGAAAUGGUGUGGAGUACCUAGUCUAUGAGGCUGCCUUCACUUAUUGGAAAAGGGAAGUUCCUAUGAGGUGGGUAACAGUUGGCUAUUUAAGGUACUUGUGUGCUCAAGGUAUUGUUGACAUAGGAUGGGAAGUGCCUAACAUUUAUGUGCUGUGGUUCAAAGAGAAGGGUAAGACAUGGAUGACUGGGAAAAGGAAGUUAGAAACUGUGUGAGGCAUAUUUGGGCCAACUUUAAGCUGCAAUUCACAGGCUCAACCUUCAAAGAGCUCUUCUGGAAUGCUGCAAGGGCAACUACUGCUAUUGAUUUUGAAAUAGCAAUGGAGUCCAUAAGGUUUCUGUCUGAAGAUGCUUAUGUGUACUUAGAUAAUAUACCUCCUAGGCAUUGGUCUAGGCAUGCUUUCCCAUCUCAAUGCAAUUCAAAUAUUCUUCUGAACAAUAUUUGUGAGACAUUCAAUGUUGUAAUAAGAGAUGCUAGGGACAAGCCAAUACUCACUCAGAUGGAGUGGUUGAGGAGGUAUGUCAUGAAGAGACACAAUGACAAAAGGGAGGUUGUACAAAAAUUGGAUGGGAAAUUAAUGCCCUAUGUGUCAAAAAAAUUUGACAAAAUUGAGAGAGUUGCAAGGCACUGUAUAGUGCAAGUGUCAAGGGCAGAUUCAUAUGAGGUUGAGCUAAAUGGAGACUCAGUGCUUGUGGACUUAGCUAUGAGGACUUGCACAUGUUACCAUUGGCAACUCACUGGGAUCCCAUGUGUACAUGGGUUUGCUUGCUUAAUGGACAAGAGAGUGGACCCUGAAGACUUUGUGGAUAUGUAUUACCAUAGGCAGACUUACAUGUAUGCCUAUGAGGAGCCUGUGAAGCCAAUGUCAGGACCUAAACAUUGGGAAAAGCAAGGAUUCAGUGAGCCACUGUCUCCAGCAAUAAGAGUAAUGCCUGGAAGGCCAAAGUCCAAGAAGAGAAAGAAGGAGAGAGGUGAGGGAGAAGCUGACAGACCUGUAAAAACUCAGAAAAACCAGAAAAAAGUGCAGCAACUGUGGACAGGUUGGUCAUUAUGCCAAGACUUGUGCCAACCAGCCAAAGUGCACUCCUAAGGGUCCAGCCACCAAGCCUAUUCUGAAUGAUCCUUGGAACAUUGAGCAAAGGAGGAAAAAGGAGCUAAGAGCUGCUAGUAAGACUGGUGGAACUCCUGGGCCUAACAGCAUUGCAACCAAGAAUCCCAAGUAGCCUGCCACUAUCACACAGCAUACAACCUCUCAAGACAAUGCAGCGUGCACCCAAGCAUCACAAGCAUCAACAACAGCAGCAUUACCUAAGCAGCAGACCAGCCACAAAGUUAAGGGGAAGCAGAAGAAGAACUAGGCUACAUGGUGUUUUUUUUUAAGUUAAAGUUGUAACGACAGUACCAUAAAACUCCACUUUUUAUCAUGAUCAUUAAGUCUGUGAUGAACAGGAUAAGUCAGUGUAUAUUUCACUUUUGUGCCAAGUGCAGACUUGGUCUUUUGUAUGCACAUUUGUGCUUAUUUUGAUAUUACAAGAACCAAUAUUAUGCAUGUUAACUGUGCUUCUUUGGAUAUGAUCAAAAGCAGACUAUUUUUUUUUUUUUUUUUUUUUUUGUGGUAAUAACAGCUUCUCAGCUUUAAUUCAUUAGAUAUAAAGAGUUUACAUCCUAGGCUUAAUACAUCAUUGAGGAAUUUUUUUUUUUCAAACCCACAUACAUCCAAAAGGUUCAUACAUAACACAAUACAUAAUCUCAUUUGCAUACAAAUACAACAACUAUGGCUAACACAACACAAAGAACACAACCUACUGCAGCUUUGCAUCCACCAAGAUUGAUUUUUUGCCCUUCACUGCUGUAAUCCUUCUGUCAGAACUUAGAGCAUUGCACUUCAAUAGGAGGUUGUC